Molecule: messenger RNA, 3009 nt
Organism: Punctularia strigosozonata HHB-11173 SS5
Lineage: Eukaryota; Fungi; Basidiomycota; Agaricomycetes; Corticiales; Punctulariaceae
Product: 2-oxoglutarate dehydrogenase complex E1 component mitochondrial precursor
Exons: 10
Coding region: 1-3009 (1002 amino acids)
Biological process (GO): tricarboxylic acid cycle
Cellular component (GO): mitochondrion; oxoglutarate dehydrogenase complex
Molecular function (GO): oxoglutarate dehydrogenase (succinyl-transferring) activity; thiamine pyrophosphate binding
Source: RefSeq, a predicted model, not a curated record
AUGCUUCGUCAAUCUCUUCGACGCCUGCCUGGCGCAGCGAAGAGCGCCGAGCACAUCGCCCGUGUCGUACCGUCCAGCGUUCGCCACCUGGCGACUCCAUCAGCCGAGCCGCCCUCCCCGAACGACCCGUUUGCGAAUGGAACGAAUACGUACUACGUUGAAGAGAUGUACAAGCACUGGAAACAGGAUCCGAAGUCCGUUCACGCAUCAUGGGAUGUAUAUUUUUCCGGCAUGGACAAGGGCCUUCCAAGCUACCAGGCUUUCCAGCCUCCUCCGAUCAUCUCCAAUGCCCCUGUGGGCACCCCGAGCCUCCAACCUUUGGGUGGUGCCGAACUAGAUGAUCAUCUGAAGGUUCAACUCCUCGUUCGGGCAUAUCAAGUUCGUGGCCACCAUGUCGCAGACCUCGACCCUCUCGGCAUUCUCGACGCUGAUCUUGCCAACGUCAAACCGCCGGAACUCGAACUUAGCCGGUACGGCUUCACCGACCGCGAUCUCGACAAGCAGAUCACGCUCGGCCCUGGCAUUCUCCCCAACUUCGCGACUGAUGACCGCAAGACGAUGACCAUUCGUGAAAUUAUCCAAACACUCAAGCGUCUUUACUGCGGUGCUGUGGGUUGGCAGUACAUUCACAUCCCGGACAAGGAAGAGUGCGAUUGGAUACGUGAACGCGUGGAAAUCCCGAAGCCAUGGAAUUACACCGUCGACGAGAAGCGCAUGAUCUUAGACCGUCUCAUCUGGUCCGAGUCUUUCGAGAAGUUCGUCGCCAGCAAGUUCCCGAACGAGAAACGUUUCGGACUCGAGGGUUGCGAGGCUCUUUGCCCGGGUAUGAAGGCGCUCAUUGAUCGCUCCGUCGAACACGGCGUAAAGCACAUCACCAUCGGCAUGCCGCAUCGUGGUCGUCUCAACGUCCUCGCCAACGUCAUUCGGAAACCCAUCGAGGCCAUCCUCAACGAGUUCACCGGUACCGCCGACCCUGACGACUGGCCAGCUGGUGAUGUCAAAUACCAUCUGGGCGCCAACUACGUGCGGCCAACGCCAUCAGGAAAGCAGGUCUCGCUCUCCCUCGUCGCCAAUCCGUCGCACUUGGAAGCGGAGGAUCCUCUUGUCCUCGGCAAGACCCGCGCGCUGCAGCACUUCGAGAACGACGAGUCCACUCACACAACAGCCAUGGGCGUUCUCUUGCACGGUGAUGCCGCUUUCGCUGGCCAGGGUAUCGUAUAUGAGACCAUGGGCUUCCACAAUCUUCCCCACUACGGCACGGGAGGAACAAUCCACCUCAUCGUCAACAACCAGAUCGGGUUCACCACCGAUCCUCGCUUUGCCCGCUCGACGCCUUACCCUUCCGAUAUCGCGAAGAGCAUCGACGCCCCCAUUUUCCACGUCAACGGUGACAACGUCGAGGCUGUCAACUUCGUCUGCCAGCUCGCCGCGGACUACCGCGCGAAAUGGAAGAAGGAUGUCGUCGUCGACAUCGUGUGCUACCGUCGCUACGGUCACAACGAGACGGAUCAACCCUCAUUCACCCAGCCCCGGAUGUACAAGGCGAUUCAAAAGCAGCCGACCCCUCUCACCAAGUACACCAAGUUCCUCAUUGAACGAGGCACCUUCACGGAGAAGGAUAUCGCUGACCACAAGAACUGGGUGUGGGGCAUGCUCGAGAACGCUGCCAAAGCGGCUAAGGACUACGUCCCGACCAGCAAGGAGUGGCUAUCCACCUCUUGGCAGGGAUUCCCGUCACCGAAGCAGCUUGCGGAGGAAGUGCUGCCGCAACGACCCACUGGUACAGACGAGAGCACUCUGAAGCGCGUAGGCUCUGCCUUGGGCUCAUUCCCCGAGGGCUUCACUGUCCACAAAAACCUUGCUCGUAUCCUCUCCGGCCGUGCCAAGGCUGUCGAGCAAGGCGAGGGUAUCGAUUGGUCGACCGCUGAGGCGUUGGCCUUCGGUUCGCUUGUUUUGCAAAAUGUCCACGUGCGCGUCUCCGGCCAAGAUGUCGAACGUGGAACGUUCUCCCAGCGCCAUGCCGUUAUCCACGACCAGGAGAAUGAGCAGCAAUAUGUCCCCUUGAACAACUUGGGCUCCAACCAGGCUCGCUUCGUCAUUUGCAACUCGUCCCUCUCCGAGUACGGGUGCCUCGGCUUCGAGCUCGGGUACUCCCUGGUUAACCCCAGCUCACUGACCAUUUGGGAAGCGCAGUUUGGUGACUUCGCCAAUAACGCGCAGUGCAUCAUCGACCAGUUCAUCGCCUCUGGAGAACGGAAGUGGCUGCAGCGCACUGGCCUCGUAAUGAGCCUGCCGCACGGCUACGACGGCCAAGGUCCCGAGCACUCGAGUGGAAGGAUCGAGCGUUUCCUCCAGCUCUGCGACGACCAUCCCCAUAUCUUCCCCUCUCCCGAGAAGCUCGAACGCCAACACCAGGAUUGCAACAUGCAGGUUGUCUACCCCACAACACCGGCGAACUACUUCCACGUCCUUCGUCGCCAAGUGAAUCGCGACUUCCGCAAACCCCUCAUCGUGUUCUUCUCGAAAUCGUUGCUGCGUCACCCGCUCGUCAAAUCCAACCUCUCCGAGCUUUCGGGUGAAACGCACUUCGAACGGUACCUCCCAGAGCCCCACCCUGAGGCUUUGGCACCACCAGAGGAAAUCCGUCGCCAUAUCUUGUGCACUGGCCAGGUCUACUAUCAUUUGCUGAAGGAACGCGAUGAACGUGGCAUCAAGGACAUUGCUAUCAGCAGGGUGGAGCAAAUUUCGCCGUUCCCUUACGAUCUCUUAACUCCCCACCUGGACAAGUACCCGAACGCUGAACUGCUCUGGUGCCAGGAGGAACCAUUAAACAACGGCGCUUGGACAUACGUAGGGCCUCGCAUCCAGACCGCAGCGAACGAGACCGAGCACCACAAGGGCAAGUACCCCUCGUACGCCGGACGUCCUCCUACCAGCUCCGUCGCCACCGGUAGCAAGGCCCAGCACAAGAAGGAGAUCGAGGAUUUCACCAAUGCGGCGUUGAAUUGA